Bipolaris maydis ATCC 48331 is the source of this 633-nucleotide messenger RNA. NCBI's taxonomy places the organism in Eukaryota, Fungi, Ascomycota, Dothideomycetes, Pleosporales, Pleosporaceae. The record is from RefSeq and is a predicted model, not a curated record.
AUGACUCUUUACGAGAAAGGCGACGUCGAAGUUCAGAUCCAACAAACUCAGUUUCGUGUCUCUUCAUCAGUUAUGUUUAAAACGUCAUCCGAGUUCGAAAAGCUUUUUACCACGCAAAACGGCACGUUGCGUAACAGUAUCAAGCUUCCUAACGAAGAUCCUAAAGCUUUCCACUUAAUAUACCAUUUUAUCACACAAACCCUAAGACUAGAAACGAUUUCUAUAACUAAGCUCCUUAUACUUCUUCGCGUAGCUAAGCGAGCACUAUAUAAAUUACUAAAUAUCACAGCAAAUCUAAUGCUUCGAGGUGCAGUAUAUCGCUUAGAAGUAGUAAGUAGGCUGUUAAGUCUGCUAGGUUAUAGCGAAGCUCUCUAUCUACGUAAGAAAAACGAAUUAGCUAGAGAACAGCUGUUAGAUGCUAGUAGAGCAAUUGAGGAAGCGACUAUAGAUAUUAGCUAUUACGAAGUUAGAGAUAAUUUUAAAGAAAAGGUUCUGAAGCUAGAUAAAUGCUAUAAGUUUAAACGCUUAGAUUUUAAGAAUAUGGAGGCCUAUAGCGAACCUAUAGAAAACCUCCUUAAUAGCUAUUUAGAAUUUAAAGACGACGAGUCUGUUAUUUCCGCCAGAACAGUAUAA